Molecule: messenger RNA, 2463 nt
Organism: Clonostachys byssicola
Lineage: Eukaryota; Fungi; Ascomycota; Sordariomycetes; Hypocreales; Bionectriaceae
Source: the annotation of a GenBank genome assembly
AUGGCUUCUGCCUCCCAGUCCCAAGACGAAGGCCGUGCCUCCGAAGGCGAGGAGGAUGGUGCGCCUUUGCAUCCGGAUGACGCGGCCAUUGUAGCAAGCUUGGACGAACAGAUGUCGCAGCAACGAAAGAAUUUGGCAGAAUUGAAGGAGUUUAUACAGAGUUAUGCAACCCCCGCUGACGAGGAAGCUGAUGAGCCCGCAGGCUCGGCGACAGGUUCGGCGGCAGGUCUCGACACUUCCAGUAACGGCCUCCUCGGCUCCCACGACCCAAUCCAAUAUCAUGGACAAAUGGAACUUCUCCAACAAAAGAUAUACGAAGCUAUCGAGAGAGCAGGCGCAGCAACUGAUGACAAUGCAUUUACAGCAGCCCUGGAUGACGCUUUACCCUCGAUGAAACGCCCAAAGAAAGCCCGCCGCCCAUCACCAGGAGUCACAGCCACUCAGGGCACUCAGUCCAAAGGCAAGACACCCGCCAUAGAGACAAUCCAGCCAGGGCUAUCAGACGCGUUUAAGUAUCCUAUUGAUGCGUCCUAUAAAGAGCCCAUCAUCUUUCACCGAGUUACUUGCGAUGACUUGGAUCCAAAGUGCCACCAACGAUCGUAUCUUGAUUCACCCCAGUACAAGCGAGGUCAUCUCGCGGGCGAUAAACCGGUUCCGGAUAUGGACCAGUUCCUGAAGAAGCGCGGAAACCCGCCCUUUGUCAUGUAUCGCGCAUUUCAAUGCUCCGGCAGCGGGUUUGCAACGAUGACUCAAAAAACGACCCCGGCACAUACCGAUGAGGUAGUUUCCAUCCUAAAUGAGGACCUCCAUUCCAUCAUCAAGCGGCUCUCCAAGUUCACCUUCUUGGACCUUCCUGACGGAAAAAAUGCGACAUCCGAGCUAGCCAAGUUCCAUAGAGAUAAUUUGCAUAUAAUACCUGCAUCUUAUCCUCACUAUUUCCUCUAUCAUCACAGGAGAGAAAUCUACUCCAAGGCGGCUGGGGCUGCGGAUGGUAGUCCAAUCAAGCUCUUCGCUCAGUGGUUACAAAGUGACCCUGUCCCUAUGUACACCGAAUGUGACGACCUGUUCUCAAAGCGUAUGGUAUCCGCCAGGACUGUGUGCUGGCUCUUCCCUCUCAACGGUCUUGUCGUAGUUGACGAAGGCCAUCGACAGCUUGGGUAUGUAGUGGAUCGUGUUGGUAUGGAUAAGGAAGGGGUGAUGCUGUCAGCCUGGAACUGGGGUUUCAACGGCCAAUACGCGUUUCGCGUUUAUACCAUGCUCAGGUUGAAGAAUCCAAAAAGCUCGAUUAAGGCCAGCAUGAAAAUCGCAGACCUUGGAAUAUACCCCAUCGGAUAUGGCCCAACAGAUACAAGCCAACAGCUGCUACAGAACGGCGCCAAAUUCUGGAAGUUGAAGGACCUGGGAUACCAUGCCUAUGAAGGGUGGGACUACAAAAGGGAGACAUAUUAUACAGCAGACUCCCGAUGGAUAAUUGACUACGACAUGUGGCUUGAAGAUAGGGGUCGCGAUGAGUAUACCCAAAACCCAAAAGUGCCCAGCAAGAUGGAGCCUGAUAAAUGGGGAGACGAUCUUCCGGCCACCCUUGAGCCAACGGUGCUUCAGCAAAUGCUACUCCCAAACGGUAUCAAUGCGUACAACUUGAAGGAGUUGAAGUGGAUGUAUCUAUCGGUGGACCAAAUUCGACCGGUUACCUGGAACAAGGAUGCAUUCAAUCGACUUGUACUCCCGCAACGGACCAAACUCAUGCUGAAGGCGCUCGUGAUGACGAAGAAACCGGCAGCCAAGCCGCCUAAUACUACCGAAACCCCGCAAGACAGAGCCAAUGCUAUCAUCUCACGAAACGGAAGGCCCUUGAUUAUGCAUUUCCACGGCGGUCCUGGAACAGGAAAGAGUUUUGCUGCUGCAGAAAUUGCCGAGAUGCCGAUUUUCCGCAUCACUUACGGAAUGAUGGGGCCGACGUACGAGGCAACGGGCGAAGCUAUUUACCGCUCUCUUCGUUUGGCCACAAGAUGGAAAGCCAUUGUGGUAUUUGACGGCCUCGACAUAUUCAUUGAAAAGGGAUCGGAUCCCAAAGACAAUCGUUCCCCUUCAGCGUUUUUUGAAUGUAUAGCAAACCACGACGGCAUCAUCAUAUUGACAUCCAGUGACGCCCAGCGCAUUGACGAUCGAUAUGCGUCCCGCUGCCAAGUCACCGUGUCUUUCCCACCAUUGGAGAAACCCGCGAGACGAAGUGUAUGGAAACAAUGCCUCGACCAAGUGCGGGCAGAAAGUGAGAGUUCCUGCGCGCAAGGGAUUCAAUCGCACCUCGCUGCUUUAUCUUGCUACCAGCUUAAUGGAAAGCAGAUACAUCACGCAGUUACGACUGCCCGGCAGAUGGCCCUCUUUGAAAAGUCGAAGCUGGACUUUCGACACCUCAAGGAGGCCAUAGAGAUAGCGAUUGAGUCUGACCGUCAAUCGGAGUAA